Messenger RNA from Erigeron canadensis, 1144 nucleotides. RefSeq names its product peptidyl-prolyl cis-trans isomerase FKBP19, chloroplastic. Gene Ontology annotation, molecular function: peptidyl-prolyl cis-trans isomerase activity. The coding region runs from base 168 to 917 and encodes 249 amino acids. Gene Ontology annotation, cellular component: thylakoid; chloroplast. The transcript has 10 exons. The record is from RefSeq and is a predicted model, not a curated record. NCBI's taxonomy places the organism in Eukaryota, Viridiplantae, Streptophyta, Magnoliopsida, Asterales, Asteraceae.
CCAGCCUUUCCCUUCCUUUUGACCCUUGACAAAAAUGUAUGGUGGGGAGUAUGGUUGGGUAGGAUAGUAAAUUCAAGAAAGGCCCAAACUGUUGUGCAAACCAAGGUAUUCUUAUGUAUUUCUAGUCCUGUCUAAUAACACCUGUUGAUCAUUUUUGCAUAUGAUAAAUGGUGUUUGGAGUUGUAGUUGGAUCUCUUCCAUCUUUUUUCAGCCCAAAGCUUUCGUCUUCAUCGAAAUGGGUGCACAACCAAACUAAAUCAUUCCGGAUUUUAUCAUCUUCCUUAGCAGAUGCUAGGGGCUCGUUGGAUAAUGAUGAUGAUAAAUUGUCUAAAUUAGAUCGAAGAAAAUUGUUAGUGUCGUCUGUGGGGUUGUUAGCAGGAAGCUCUUUAGGAAAUGGAGUUGCUUUGGCAUCUAAUUUCGCCGAAAUGCCGGCCUUAAAGGGGAAGGAUUAUGGAAAAACAAAGAUGAAGUUUCCGGAUUAUGCUGAAACAAGCUCAGGACUACAAUAUAAGGACUUGAGACCAGGAAAUGGCCCAACGCCAAAGAAAGGAGACAUUGUAGUGGUUGAUUGGGAUGGCUACACAAUUGGAUAUUAUGGCCGAAUAUUUGAAGCUAGAAACAAAACCAAAGGUGGUUCCUUUGAGGGAGACGACAAGUCCUUUUACAGAUUCCGACUAGGUACCCAUGAGGUGAUCCCAGCUUUUGAGGAAGCUGUUAUGGGAAUGUCUUUGGGUGGCAUUAGAAGGAUCAUUGUGCCCCCUGACCUAGGAUACCCAGAUAAUGAUUAUAACAAGAGUGGUCCGAGACCAACAACAUUUUCGGGCCAAAGAGCACUCAGUUUCGUGCUGAAGAACCAAGGAUUGAUCGAUAAGACCCUGUUGUUUGACAUCGAGCUUUUAAACAUCAUUCCCAACUGAGGGGCAAGCACAGUUCAUUAUAGACAUCCGAGCAUACUUCUUUUGUACAAGUGAUAUAUUAAAUUACAAGACGACAACUUUUUUAUGAUCUUAUUGAACUUCCAGAAUUCCAGGGACAUGGACUUUUAGUCAAUGGAGUGGUUGCGAACUUGCAAUAUAUUAACUAUUUUUGUAACAUAUAAUCAUAUGCUAGAGCUGGUAUACCUUAAUGUUAUCUUAAUUAUUCA